Molecule: messenger RNA, 333 nt
Organism: Anisakis simplex (herring worm)
Lineage: Eukaryota; Metazoa; Nematoda; Chromadorea; Rhabditida; Anisakidae
Source: the annotation of a GenBank genome assembly
AUGGAAGGCCGUGAGUUCUGGUUGAAUGCAGACGAUGAGGUGGCUGACGAAGGGUUAUUUGCACCUCGAUGGUCUAAACUGCCGUCGCUGUUGUAUGCGUUAUCGAUACUUACCACAACUGGUUAUACGUCCUCAACACCAGCAACUCUACUGGGUCAAUGGGUUGCGAUUGGCUAUGGCCUUAUCGGAAUACCACUAAUGGUGUUGGCUGCUGUUGAUAUUGGGCGCUUCCUGUCUGAGGUUGUUCUGAAAACCUAUGGAAAGGUAUUCGUUAUUUUUCAAUUCCAGAACAAAGUAUUCGUUUCACUAAUAAUAAGAUAUGAUAUGAUAUGA